AUGGCUCCGAGCAAGAAAAAGCCUCGAACCACGGCUUCGUCAAAAGUGCCAGAGAAAAUUGGGGCCCGAGCCAACCAAAGGAACGCUCCGUCGGCACCAAUCGACGAUGAUGAAUUUCAGACACACACAUUCGUCAGUCCACAAGCCGCCAAGGAUUUUCAAGACCGAGCGAAGUCGAUCAUCCGAGAGCGAGAACUUCUUCUUGACGAGGAACGGAACCCGGAAAUUUUCGACAAUGUCAUGAAACGAGGUUGGCAAUCGUUCAUUGAGGAUCCGGGGGAGGCAAAUGUCAGCAUGGUCCGAGAGUUCUUUGCCAAUGCGGCUCAUUCCGAUAACAACACAUCUGUCAAGGUUCGAGAUGUUGUAGUUCGAUUUGAUCCUGCCCAUAUCAACAACUACUUCAAUUUGCCCGACUUAUCGCUGGAAGGCUACAACACGGUGAAAAAGAAAACCAUUUUCGAUGAUUUGAUCAGAACUUUGUGCCCGAGGGGGACAUCCUGGAAAGAGGAGAAGAAAAGUUUCAAUCGUUCAGAAUUGUCUAAGGAAGCAAAGGCGUGGGCUUACUUCGUCUCGGCCCGCCUCUUGCCCACAUCGGCGGUGAGCACAGUCCUUCCCCCCCGGUUGCUUCUUAUCUAUGCUAUCAUCAUAGGGAUCGACAUCAAUUGGGCAGGAGUUCCGACCCGGGAGAACGACGAGACAAUGAAACCCCAACUGCCUAUCAAAGAUGUUUUUUUCGUACAAGGACGCUGUGGGGCCGGACAAUCCAGCAAAAUGGGGUGCGACACCACAGAUAUCGCAGAACCCCUCCCUUUCCCACGACAUGCUGCAGCUGUGGAUAGGCCCGAGAGCUCUCGGGCGAGACGAGUCAUAGAGAGCGACGACGAGGAGGACCUAAACAAUUAA
This is a messenger RNA of Erythranthe guttata (spotted monkey flower), 903 nucleotides long. The record is from RefSeq and is a predicted model, not a curated record. Lineage: Eukaryota; Viridiplantae; Streptophyta; Magnoliopsida; Lamiales; Phrymaceae.